CUGCCAGAAACGGCUCCUGGCAUGGCAUGGGUGCCGCCUCUCUACGACUGUUCCAAAGACCCAGCUCUGAUUUGGGACUGCACUGUACCGCAAGAUGACACAGUAUCCUACAACUUCGCUCGAAGCGCCAAGUGGUGUCCUGACGGGUCUGCCGUACUUGCCCAGUGCGAAGAUCGCACUUUUUUCAUGCCAGAUAUACCAGCAAAAUACUGCGCAUCUUUCGAAGCGUCCGCACCAUAUUCUGCGACACAUGCUCGUGUGUUCAAACAACAAGGUCCUAUACUGGACUUUGCGUGGUAUCCUUCUGCCACUCGUGGCAAUCCAGCUGCCUUUUGUUUUCUUGCCUCUGUACGUGAGUGUCCCGUGAAGCUUCUGGACGCCAAUGACGGUAGACUACGCGCAUCCUAUCGAAUUGUCGACCAUAGAGAGCGCCAAAUUGCACCUCAUAGCAUAGCGUUUAAUGCAACUGGUGAUAAAUUUUACUGUGGAUUCGAGGACGCGAUCGAAGUUUUUGAUGUCCAACGGCCCGGAGAAGGAACACGUCUGCAUGUUACGCCCUCGAAGAAAAGCAAAGAUGGGCUGAAGGGCAUAAUAUCCGCUUUAGCAUUUUCUGCCGACGUCGAUUCGGGUGUCUAUGCCGCAGGAUCACUGAGUCCAUCUGCCCCUUCCACGUCCAAUAUAGCGUUAUUUUCGGAAGCUACGGGAGAAGUACCCAUGAUGUUUGUAGGAGCGGAGAAUCUCUCCCACGGGGCACCGUCCGGCAUCCGGGCAGGCGUAAUGCAGUUAAUGUUCAAUCCUGCCAGACCAUAUCUGCUCUAUGCUUCCUUCAGACGCCAUGAAGCCAUCUAUGCAUGGGAUCUGCGAAGUGACGUCAGCAAUCCUGUCCACGUCUAUACUCGACGAACCGUCGACGCAUCUUCGUCUAUGGCUGCAGCCACAAAUUCGGUGUCAACCAAUCAAAAGCUCAAGUUUGACCUAGAUGUCACUGGUAAAGUACUAGGUGUAGGCGAUCAGCUUGGAAACAUUACCCUGUUCGGUACCACCUCAGAUGAAAGCGCAGCGGCUUCGUUUUCCGUGGAGUCAGAAGCACGCAUCGCGCGGCCAAUCCCGAUACUCAAGUACGCAGCACAUGAGGACGCGAUAGGCUCGGUCAGCUUCCAUCCACUCCGCCCUGUCCUUCUUUCCGUUUCAGGUUCUCGACACUUCGAUGGAAGCCCACCCGCUACUCAUACAUCCUUAUCGUCAAGCUCGGACUCGGACUCAGACGAUCAAGACUACCGAACUACUGAAGGAUACAACCCUACCAAUCAAAAGACGAAGGUGGUAAGAAUAUGUCGCAAGGGACCGCAGCCGAGCACGCAUGAUUCAUCCGCGAAGCUGUGGAACUUCGACUCGCGUGUCGACACGAGCAGAAGCACUAUAGACCCCGCAUCGUGA
This is a messenger RNA of Fomitopsis serialis, 1437 nucleotides long. RefSeq lists its product as uncharacterized. NCBI's taxonomy places the organism in Eukaryota, Fungi, Basidiomycota, Agaricomycetes, Polyporales, Fomitopsidaceae. Gene Ontology annotation, molecular function: protein binding. The annotation marks the transcript as partial. The record is from RefSeq and is a predicted model, not a curated record. The transcript is spliced from 9 exons.